Zea mays is the source of this 2703-nucleotide messenger RNA. RefSeq names its product rab escort protein 1. Gene Ontology annotation, molecular function: GDP-dissociation inhibitor activity. The transcript has 10 exons. NCBI's taxonomy places the organism in Eukaryota, Viridiplantae, Streptophyta, Magnoliopsida, Poales, Poaceae. Gene Ontology annotation, cellular component: nucleus; Rab-protein geranylgeranyltransferase complex; cytoplasm. Gene Ontology annotation, biological process: small GTPase-mediated signal transduction; intracellular protein transport; vesicle-mediated transport. The coding region runs from base 155 to 1828 and encodes 557 amino acids. The record is from RefSeq and is a predicted model, not a curated record.
ACGUGUUCGCUAAUGGCACGGGUUCGCGAUUUGGCGGCAGAGUGCCCCGACGGCGGGAGGUAUUGUGCCGCCAGCACGGUGAACUGCCCACUCGUUGAGUCGUUGUUGCUGCGGACCUGCGGUACUCUAUUGAUCCCUAGAUUUCCCAACAAAUAUGGCGGAGGCGGGGGCCGACUCCUCCAACGCGGCCGUCGACGGCGGUGGCGGUAGCGUCCAAAACGACUAUCCCACCAUUGACCCGACCUCGUUCGACGUGGUGCUCUGCGGCACGGGCCUCCCGGAGUCUGUCCUCGCCGCCGCCUGCGCCGCCGCUGGGAAGACGGUCCUCCACGUCGAUCCCAGCCCGUUCUACGGCUCCCUCUACUCUUCCAUCCAGCUCUCCUCCCUCGCCUCCUUCUUAUCCCGUGAGGCCACCCCGCCCACCUCGACCGUGGCAGCGGCCGCCUCCGAUUGGCAUACCGUCGUCGAUCUCCACCGACGGAUCGUGUACUCCGAGGUCGAGACCUCGGGGGCGGCGCCAGAGCCGGCGAGGCGGUUCACCAUUGACCUGGUGGGGCCCCGGGUGCUGUACUGCGCCGAUGAGGCAGUGGACCUCCUCCUGCGGUCGGGGGGCAGCCACCAUGUGGAGUUCAAGAGCGUGGAGGGGGGCAGCCUCCUCUACUGGGAAGGCUGCCUCUACCCGGUGCCAGACUCGAGGCAGGCCAUCUUCAAGGACACCACACUGAAGCUCAAGGAGAAGAACAUCCUCUUCAGGUUCUUCAAGCUUGUGCAGGCGCACAUUGCUGCCGCCUCAGCUUCUGCUGAUGAGACGGGACAGGGGGAUGCACCUGCCAGGAUACUUGAGGAGGACCUGGAUCUUCCCUUUGUUGAGUUCCUCAAGAAACAGGGGCUUCCUCCCAAGAUGAGAGCGGUUGUGCUGUAUGCCAUUGCCAUGGCGGAUUACAAUCAAGAUGGUGCUGACCCUUGUGAAAAAUUGAUUACAACGAGGGAGGGAAUCGAUACCAUUGCUUUGUACUCCUCAUCCAUUGGGAGGUUCGCUAAUGCAGAAGGCACUUUCAUUUAUCCUAUGUAUGGGCAUGGUGAGCUGCCUCAAGCUUUCUGUCGCUGUGCUGCGGUUAAGGGUGCCAUAUAUGUGUUGCGGAUGCCAGUGGUUGCACUUCUUAUGGAUGAGGAAAAGAAACAUUUUGUAGGCGCUAGAUUGGUAUCUGGUCAGGAUAUUUUAUGCCAACAAUUGAUAAUUGAUCCGUCUUAUAAGACUAUCUUGGAUGUCCCAUUUGAUGGUUCAGAUUCUCAUUUUCCAAGAAAAGUUGUGAGAGGGGUAUGCAUAAUUAGCAAGUCCGUGAAACAGGGAUCAUCAAAUGUUCUGGUUAUUUUCCCUCCAAAAUCACUAGAAGAGCAGCAAGUUACAGCUGUUCGACUUCUUCAGUUGAGCAGCAAUCUCGCAGUAUGCCCUCCUGGGAUGUUUAUGUCAUAUCUGUCUACUCCCUGUACCGAUGUCUCAGUCGGAAAGCAAUGCAUAAAAAAAGCAAUAGAUGCUCUUUACAGUCCUCAGGCUUCAGAUGGUUCAGAAGACCAUCUUGAGACAGCCAGUGAAAGCACCGAGGAUGUGAAGCCAACACUAAUCUGGAGUUGUGUGUAUGUUCAAGAGAUCACACAGGGAACAGCUGGUCCUUUAUUGUCAUGCCCUAUGCCCGAUGAAUACCUGGACUACAGAAACAUACUGGGAUCAACAAAAAAGUUAUUCGCAAGUAUCUAUGCUGAUGAAGAGUUCUUGCCUAAAAAGUCAGCUCCUGUAUAUGCCAAUGAUGACUCUGAUUCUGCAGAGUAAAACCAUCUUUCUAGAGGGCUUUAUCAUUUGGUUGGAGAACGCCGUCAGCCCGUCACUGAAAUUCCGAGGGCAAAAGAGCGUCGCAAGGGGAGCCUGUGGGGCUUGAUGAGCAGUUGUGCUGGAUUUCCAAUGUACAGGUGCCCACUGGCUGGCCAUACAUUGCAUUGGUAGGGAACAGUUGGAGGGAGACAUGCUCGGUGCAAAUGGCCUUGUAUGGAUUGGCAAACAUUGUUGUACGCAAGAUCACAGCAAAUACGGGAUACAAAAUGCUGAACGCUCGAUUUGGUCCCCCAAUUUGAACGACAGAGUGUAGAAGGGUAUUCUGAAGACUUACUAGUUAAGUGGCUGAGGGCUGAUUUAGCGACGAGGGAAAUAAAGGUGAUCCAUGAGGAAAAUAGCAAUGAAAUUCCUCCCCCGUGUGGCCAUGUCUCCAUGUGGUCAUUAAACCAGCCCUGAAUGUAUUUUUGGUCGGCCAAAGCGGUGUGUAUAGUAUCUUUCUUUGUUUUUGGUUGUUUCAGGUGAGGUUUUAGUCUUCAGCUCGCAGAAUUGGGCGAUAUUAUUACCCGGCCUAUAGUAUUUUUUUUCUUCUCGCAACCAUUUUUUGUUUGUUGAUGAGUUCUGAGAGUGCAUUGUUUAGUUUUCUACAAGAACAAUCGUAGGACGACACGGGAACAUGGGACUCACUGCUGAAGGUCGGAAGGAUAAGCUUCUUAUCUUGCCCAACCAGAUUCCACGUCACUAUGUCAGUCACGGCUCCCAUCUCUAGUGUUAUUUAUUUGUCCGUACCCAAACUACACCCGCCGAAUGGAUUGGCUAGAGUACGGGGCUACCCAUUUAUUCCUAGAUAUGGGUAGGAUAACAAUAAGUAUUAUUCA